AUGGAUUUCAAUCGAGACGCCGGCAACGAGACGAUCAGCCAGAUUCAGCUGAACAUUCAGAAUCUCAACCAGCAAGGUUUGUGACGUUCGUGCAUUUUUCACUGUUUUGAGAGCUUUUUUUUGCUGUUUUCUCGAAGCACUUUGACAAUUUUUGUCAAUUUGCAGUAAUCCAACUCGAAUCGUUCAUCUCGCAUUUGUCGGAUAGCAGCGAUGCGGGACAACGAGAGCGAGAGCUCUUCAAUCGGGUAAUUUUUGCGUUUAGCCUUUCGAAAAUGCAUUUUUUUUGUUGUUGUUGCAGAAAGCGCAAGAUGCUCACGAUCUGUUGAAAGAGACGAACACGCUGAUGCGGAAGCUCGUGUUGAUGAGCAAUUCCGACGUGAGCGCUCGUUUUCGCUGAUUUUUGUGGUCAAUUAUCAACAAAAAAACACUUGUUUUGCAGAAGAACCUUCUCGGAAUGCGCGAAAAGCUGCAAAACGAGUACAUUGGCGUGGUCAAUCGACUCCAAGCGUCGCAAAGACGGGCGGCGCAGACGGAGCGAGCGGGAAUUUCGGCGCUCGAGCAGGAUGCGGCGGCGCACGAGCAGGAGCUCUACGGCGACGGCUACGGAGACGCGCCGCAGCAGCAGCAGCAGAUGCGGCUGAACGCGCAAAAACACGGAAAUCUGACGGAGAUCAAGGAGCGACAGCAGGCACUUCAGCAACUCGAGCAAGACGUCGGCGAGGUCAAUGCGGUACGCAUUGUUUCGAAUGUGUUUUCCCCCCAAUUUUCAACUUUCAGAUCUUCGCCGAACUCGCCAAAAUCGUUCACGAACAGGCGGAGACGGUCGACUCGAUCGAGGCGAACGUGGAGCACGCGCAGAUUUACGUCGAGCAGGUACAAUUCCAGCGAAUGCUUUUUAACAGCAAUUAGCGUCCAGCUAUACCUCGGCCCAUGAAUUCGUGCCUCGUUUCUUGAAAAAAAACGCUCUUUCUUUUAUUCGAAGUGUUGCACGGUUGCGAAAUGUUGGAUUUCAAUAUGUACGGUUGCGAAAACGAGGCGAGCCAAAUGUUCUCGUUCGUUUAAAAUAUCCAAUGUGAAGAGACGACCUUCAAUUUAUCCGAUUUGUUUGCAGGGCGCGCAAAACGUGCAACAGGCGGUCUACUACAAUCAGAAGGCACGUCAAAAGAAGCUGCUUCUCCUCUGCUUCUUCAUCAUUCUCAUCUUUAUCGUCGGAUUGACCGUCUACCUGGCAAAGUAG
Caenorhabditis sp. 36 PRJEB53466 is the source of this 1237-nucleotide messenger RNA. NCBI's taxonomy places the organism in Eukaryota, Metazoa, Nematoda, Chromadorea, Rhabditida, Rhabditidae. The record is from the annotation of a GenBank genome assembly.